Chara braunii is the source of this 896-nucleotide messenger RNA. The record is from the annotation of a GenBank genome assembly. NCBI's taxonomy places the organism in Eukaryota, Viridiplantae, Streptophyta, Charophyceae, Charales, Characeae.
GUAUCGAACACAAAUCACACAAAUCUCGUCGCGGUUGUCGCACAGACCGGUGGAGAGGCGAAGAAGCGCCGUCGUCGUCGGCUUUGUCCAGCGUCCGCUGCUCGACACGUGAGGAGGAAGAAGCUGACAAUGAACGAGGAGAGCAACGAGAUUCUCUGCCAACCUAAACCUAUGUGACGAAGUCUGGAAGGCCGAAAUCGAUUGAGGAGAAUUCAAGAGUUAACGAGAAGGGAUCAGGAAUCGAACUGGCGACGUGGAAAUCGUCAAGCAACAGGCGCAUCGGUCCUUGUGCGUAAUAAACGAGUGAGCAUUUUGGUGGUGCAGGGGGCGGCGGGUGGAGAAGUGGGGGGGAAGGGGGAGGGGGGGGAGGGGGCAGAGCGCCUUUCCAGCGGGUUGCGAUCAUGGCGUCCAAGCGCAUCCUGAAGGAGUGGAAGGAUCUUCAGAAGGACCCUCCUACUUCUUGCAGUGCAGGUCCUGCUGGCGAUGAUAUGUUCCAUUGGCAGGCGACUAUCAUGGGCCCACCAGAUAGUCCUUAUGCGGGUGGUGUCUUCGUCGUGGGAAUCCAUUUCCCCCCUGAUUAUCCUUUCAAGCCGCCCAAGGUUUCCUUCAGGACUAAAGUUUUUCAUCCUAAUGUCAACAGCGCCGGUAGCAUCUGUCUGGAUAUAUUGAAGGAGCAAUGGAGCCCUGCGCUGACCGUGUCGAAGGUGUGAUUCUUCUCCCUCCUACGCCCCACCUCACCAUUGUCAAUCCAGGGUGGGAAAAACUUAUGGGUCGGGUCUUGGUUCACGAUUAUCUGCCCGUCCUGAACUUUUGGGUUAAAUCUUCUUUUCUGUUGUAUGCGGGGGUAAAACAACGUUCUGUUUUUCUUAUAACGUGAAUGAAUUUGCUACCUUACC